Hemibagrus wyckioides is the source of this 1892-nucleotide messenger RNA. RefSeq names its product hypoxanthine phosphoribosyltransferase 1 (gene hprt1). Gene Ontology annotation, biological process: GMP salvage; hypoxanthine metabolic process; purine ribonucleoside salvage. Bases 149 to 805 code for a protein of 218 amino acids. The record is from RefSeq and is a predicted model, not a curated record. Lineage: Eukaryota; Metazoa; Chordata; Actinopteri; Siluriformes; Bagridae. The transcript has 9 exons. Gene Ontology annotation, molecular function: hypoxanthine phosphoribosyltransferase activity; magnesium ion binding.
AACUCCAUAUUAAAAAAAACCUACGAGUCAGUACAUGGCAGGGAACGAGAGCGGUUCAUUUGCUUAAAAGAUUCGUUCGAAAACACUGAUUCGUUCACGUAGUGGACUUAAUAUAAGCAGUGAAGUUCACACUGCUCAGAGUUUGGUCAUGGCGUCCAGCAGCUCCUGUGUGGUGAUCAGCGAUGAUGAGCAGGGUUAUGAUCUUGACCUCUUCUGCAUACCAAAACACUAUGCUUCUGACCUGGAACGUGUCUAUAUACCUCAUGGACUAAUCAUGGACAGGACCGAGCGACUGGCCAGAGAAAUCAUGAAGGAUAUGGGGGGACACCACAUUGUUGCCCUCUGUGUGCUCAAAGGGGGCUACAAGUUCUUUGCGGACCUGCUAGACUACAUCAAAGCAUUGAACCGCAACAGCGAUCGCUCCAUUCCAAUGACUGUGGACUUUAUUCGCCUCAAAAGCUACCAAAAUGACCAGUCUACAGGUGAGAUUAAGGUGAUUGGUGGAGAUGAUCUGUCCACACUAACAGGGAAGAAUGUCUUGAUCGUGGAGGAUAUAAUUGAUACUGGGAAAACAAUGCAGACCUUGUUAGAACUUCUCAAGCAGUACAAUCCAAAAAUGGUCAAGGUGGCCAGUUUACUUGUGAAGAGGACACCAAGGAGUGUUGGCUAUAGACCUGACUUUGUAGGAUUCGAGGUCCCUGACAAAUUUGUGGUGGGAUAUGCGCUAGAUUACAACGAGUACUUUAGAGAUUUAAAUCAUAUCUGUGUCAUCAGUGAAACGGGAAAAGAGAAGUACAAAGCUUGAUGUGUUCUGCACCUCGCCCCUUUAGCUGUGCAUAAUUUUUAUUGACGACCUCCUUUUUUUUUUUUUUUUUUUAAAAAAAAAAAAAAAAAAUCACAUCUGCUUUGUCAUUUUAAGAAGCGUUGCUUGCUGUAGAUAUCCAGGAUUAAUUUGCUCCUUUUAUCCAGGAGUGGAAAGUGCAGAGUUAACAAAGCACGAUAGCUCAGAUUGGGAGCCCCAAGCCUUUUUCUGCUGAUCACAGAUGUAUUUUCUUUUGAAUGUAUACAAAUAUAAAAUAUCUAUAUAUAUGGUAAAUAUCUUUAAUUUAUUUUGUAUCAUUUUGAAAUAAUUGCCUGAUCUUUUUUUUUUUUAUGUUAAAAAAGUGAGCUUGCAGCCAAAAUUAACAAGAUCUUGAUUGGAUCAAUCUUAUCUAUUUGCUUAUUGAACAAAAAUGAAUUUCUAGUCAGACAUUUACAUUGUAUAAGCCAUGACGUGUAUAAUCAAUGAUGUGGUGCAUUUUUUUUUUAUUUAAUUUUUUUUAUGGGUUUUUUUUUUUGGGACCGGGUUUGAUUUGAUUUCUAAGACUAGCAGGACGGCUGUACUAUCAAUUGACCGUUAUUACAACGUUUCCUUGCUAUUUUAUUUUUUAUGACUACUUAUUGUAGUUUACUAGAUGUUCUCGGAAUACUUCACUUUUUUUUUUUUAUGUGAAAGAAGUAAAACGUUAUGGUGCCUUAUGUUAAGUCAUAUAGCCACAAUAACAAUUCUAUCAAUACAUUUUCAGCAAAAACACGAUUAAGGGAUGAAAGAAUAACUUGUGCUACUCUACAUGUAUUUGCAGUUUUAGCAACACCAUUUACCAGCGUGUGCAUUAGCCUUACUAUAUAUAUAUAUAGAUUAAUAUAAUGGUCAUAAAGCAAUCUAGGUUUUAUAAUUGAUUAUUCUAAUUAGAUGUGUGGUUUCAGAUGUACGUGUUCAAGCAACAUCCCAGUCCUGAAGCAGCUUUGGCGAACCGAUCAUUCAGAUCAUGUAAUUGGACCACUCUAUAAGAAAGGCUUGUGAAUGAUGACAAUGUAUUUGACUGAAGACAUUAAAUAGUGUUUCAUUUAAA